CUUUGUCAUCUUUUCAACAUCAGGGGGCAAUUACCGUAGAGCUUAAAAAUCAAAAUGGAAUUUGUUUAUAGACCAACGAAAUAUGAAGUUGAGAUAAUGUGGAGCCAAGUGGUUACUUCGUAUGGCAUGAAUCAUUUCAGUGACCAGGAAUGGCAGGAAAUCUUUGUAGAUUUCUGCAAAUGCCUCACAUGCGAUACAGAUCCCUACAUUGGCAUGGACAAGGUGGGUGAAAUGGCCAAUGAUCUCAUGAGUUCGGGAGCACAAUAUGCAGUUACCCCACGACCGCUGCUGCGCUCGGCAACAUCAGUUGGACCAUUUUCUUGCAAUCCACCAACGCAGCCGCAAUAUGUCAGUUGGCGUGAGCAGCGAAUGGCAAAUCAUUCCGUAUGCAUGACCUCACAGCCAAUGCAACAACGGCGUUAUCCUUCGGUGCGCCAUGAGAGCGUGCUACUUAACACGCCAAGUGCUUAUGAGGCGAUGCAAUUUAAGCCCACCGUAUCGAAUGCUGAAUUUUUUAAGAAACCGGCUUCAUUGCCGGAGCGGCAAAUUCCACCAGUAUCACAACAAAAAGCACAGCGACAAGCACUACAUCCACAACAACGCUAUCAAAGUGCACAGCAACUUCAGCAGCAACAACAACAUCAGAAAUUACAGCAACAGCUUUCGCUGCGCCAGCAACAAAAGCAACAGCAAUUGGCAAAUCCGACACAACAAAAAACCGCUCAUGCAACUCCUGCAUACUUUAAUCAACCGUCGCCCAAAAAGCCCCGCAUGGAUUCAUACCAACAGGGCAUGACCAGCAGUCAGCUUAGUGAGGUGGAUCGUCGUAAUAGCGUAAACUUUGGACCGAAAUCUGAUGGAGGUAAAAUGACCAAGAUUCUAAAUGAUGUAAAUCUUUCCACAUCAACGUAUGGAGCUCAGCCAGAUCCUCUUGAGGAUUGGCUGAAGAAUUAUCCUGAUAAAACCGCCAGCGAGUUGACCACCCAUGUUGGAGAUACCGAUAAGUUUUUUGAUAACUUGCCCAGUUUAUCAACAUUGUUGGAGCCAACACCAUCGCUCGGAAAUCCAGUGGUGAUUGAAAAACCGGCUUCAAUUGCUGGCGUUGGUGCUAUUGCUGUUGAUGUGGAUAAUUCGGGCAAUGACAAGAAGAAAUCUAAAAAGAAGAAGUCCAAGCAGUCGAAAAAUUAAAAAGAAAGAGGUCGAAUUUCAGACAAAAACUAAAAAAACAGAUAUAAUACCACGCACACACAAUAAUUAUGUACCACGAAAUUAAAACUAUGAUUGAUGUUUCCAAUUUUAAUGGGAAUGCAAAUAAUAAAUAAACUUAACGGA
This is a messenger RNA of Drosophila albomicans, 1332 nucleotides long. RefSeq names its product probable basic-leucine zipper transcription factor Q. Bases 55 to 1188 code for a protein of 377 amino acids. NCBI's taxonomy places the organism in Eukaryota, Metazoa, Arthropoda, Insecta, Diptera, Drosophilidae. The transcript has 4 exons. The record is from RefSeq and is a predicted model, not a curated record.